GAGCCACCAUGCCCAGCCCCCUGCCGAAGGAAAAUCUUGAGUUCCUUCAAGGGGAAUUCUAGCCAGCUCUGAGAUGUAAAUGAGCAAUUUGAUAAGCAAGAAGGUAAUAGUGGCUUAAAAUGAUAGCCAAGGAAGUUACAGUGAAGAGAUGUUUGGUCCCCUACGGAAACUAAAGAUAACAUCUUAACAUAUGACCCCAAGUUGCUUUUCAGAAACCCAGACCCUCACCAAAUGGAUCCGCUGACACAGAGGCCUCAGAUGAGGGGAAGCUGAGGCCUGAACCCUGACCCCCGUUGUUUGUUCUAAAUUUCUUCCUGCGGGACCUGGAGGAAGCCAUGCUCACAGGCCAGAGCUAACAUUGUUUUCUAUUGAACCCUAAUUUUUAGACAAAGCUUUGCCUCCUGAACCAAUUUCAAAUCAGAAAACCUUUGAAAUCAGAAACCACCUAUGACCUGUGCCCCCAAGCCCCCAUUUUUAGGUCAAACCAACAUAGAGCCUCCAUGCAUUGAUUUAUGGUUGUGCCUGUAACCUCUGCCUUCCCAUCUUUAAAAACCCCUCCCUGCAAGCCGUCAGAGUUCAGAUCUUACGCAUGAGUUGCCUGAUUCUCCUUGCUUGGCGCCCUGCAAUAACCGCUUGGCUUUCUCUCCCUGAAAAUCCCCAUGUCAGUGUUUGGCUUUGCUGCGUUGGGCGGGGGAACCCAAGUUUGAUUCAGUAACAAUGACACUUAUAAUGUAUUAGGUUUAUGAAUUUAGCAAAAACAUAUGAGGAUGCAAACACAUUGCUGAGGCUUAUCCAACACACCUUGGAAGAAAAACUGAGGCAAGAAAGGAGUUUGAAGCUUCAGUUUCAUCAGCUUCAAAAUGAUGAUUAUUCCCCACCUUCUAAGAGACCAAAGACCAACGAGCCACUACAGCCACCACUCUUGGAAUCUGCCAAUGCUGGGCAACGGAAAGUGAGGGAGUUCAACUCUGUUUUCAGAGAAAUGGAAUAAUCAUAUCGCUGAUCUUCAUAAACAAGUUGAAGAAUUGUCUGAAAGAAAAUGUGCAACCUACAGGACCUGGCGGGGAUGUCCGGGUUACCGGGCUCCACUCCAAGGAAAAGACAGCCCUGCUCUAGGCACUGUACCGCCACUGUGACAUCCUUGAAGGUCCGCCUCUAUGACGCCGCCGAAGGCACCCCCGCUUCACAAGCGGAGCCCAUCGGAACUCGAGGCGGGGCUGCUGGGUCUUCCAGGAGCGCCCAGACACGGGCGGGUGGCCACGGGUGGCCACAGGCGCUGGGCAGGAUGGCAGCGGCCGCAGAGCGGGCCCUUCCACGUCUUCAGGCUCUGGCCCGGCAGCCACCACCCAUAAGCAAUGAGGAGGAGCUUUAUGACUGCCUGGACUACUACUACCUGCGCGACUUCCCUGCCUCAGGGGCCGGGCGCAGCAAGGGCCGCACUCGGCGCGAACAGGCGCUGCGCACCAACCGGCCUGCACCUGGCGGGCACGAGCGCAAGGUCCUGCAGAAGCUCCUCAAUGGCCAGCGCAAGCGCCGCCAGCGCCAGCUGCAGACCUGGCUACGCACUCGCCCCACCUGAGCCUGGGAUACCGAAGGACCUGUUCAAAGUAUUUUCUGUAACUCCAACUGUAACUUGUUUCUGAGGAGGAGAGAAUCCAUGUUUGGUCAACAGAACUUUUCCCUGUCACUUAAGUUUACUGCUUCCAUAUCUUUUCCUUACUUGAUUGUUAAUUAAGUAGUGUCCAAGUGGAUUAGCCUUUCGAGGGUUUAUUAAUUAAAAGAGAGCAGCAAGAAUGGCAUUUUAA
Molecule: messenger RNA, 1805 nt
Organism: Chlorocebus sabaeus (green monkey)
Lineage: Eukaryota; Metazoa; Chordata; Mammalia; Primates; Cercopithecidae
Source: RefSeq, a predicted model, not a curated record